This is a messenger RNA of Puma concolor (puma), 2640 nucleotides long. RefSeq names its product mannosidase beta (gene MANBA). Gene Ontology annotation, molecular function: beta-mannosidase activity. The record is from RefSeq and is a predicted model, not a curated record. Gene Ontology annotation, biological process: carbohydrate metabolic process; glycoprotein catabolic process. Lineage: Eukaryota; Metazoa; Chordata; Mammalia; Carnivora; Felidae.
AUGCGCCUCCGCCUGCUUCUGCUGCUCGCCCUGUGCGGGGCGGGGCCCACUGCCGCAGCCCGCAGCCUCAGCUUGCGGGGAAGCUGGAGGAUCCGCAGCGGGAACGGCUCGCUGGAGCUGCCGGGGAGGGUCCCCGGUUGCGUGCACAGCGCCCUGUUCCAGCGGGGCCUCAUCCAGGAUCCUUACUACAGAUUUAAUGACCUUAAGUACAGAUGGAUCUCCUUGGAUAACUGGACCUAUAGCAAGAAAUUUCAAAUCCCCUUUAACAUUAGCAAAUGGCACAAAGUAAACCUGAUUUUUGAGGGUGUUGAUACAGUUGCAAAAAUCCUGCUAAAUAGUGUUCCUAUUGGGAAAACAGACAACAUGUUCAAAAGAUAUAGCUUUGAUAUUACCACUGUGGUUAGAAAUGUGAACUCCCUUGAGCUGCGUUUCCAGUCCCCAGUGUUGUAUGCGGCGCAGCGGAGCAAAGCUCACACUAGCUACUGGGUGCCUCCAGACUGCCCUCCGCCUGUGCAGAAGGGCCAAUGCCACGUCAACUUCAUUCGAAAGGAGCAGAGUUCCUUUAGUUGGGACUGGGGGCCGUCCUUCCCUACCCAGGGCAUCUGGAAAGAUGUCAGAAUCGAAGCCUAUAAUGUUUGUCAUCUGAACUUCUUCACGUUUUCUCCUAUCUACGAUAACCAUACCCAGGGGUGGAAUCUUGAAAUAGAGUCUUCUUUUGAUGUUGUCAGCCCAAAGCCAAUUUCUGGUCAAGUGAUAGUAGCCAUUCCUAAACUGCAAACACAGCAGACGUACAGCAUUGAACUUCAACCUGGGAAAAGGAUUGUUGAGCUAUUUGUGAAAAUUAAUAAGAAUGCUACUGUAGAAACUUGGUGGCCUCAUGGACAUGGAAACCAGACUGGAUAUAAUAUGACAGUUCUUUUUAAGUUGGAUGGAGGCUUAAGUAUUGAAAAAUCAGCUAAGGUUUAUUUUAGGACAGUGGAACUUAUAGAAGAGUCCAUUGAAGGGUCUCAAGGUCUGAGUUUCUACUUCAAAAUUAAUGGAUUGCCCAUAUUUCUGAAAGGCUCAAACUGGAUCCCAGCAGAUUCGUUCCAGGAUCGAGUAACCUCUGACUUGCUACGGCUCCUUUUGCAGUCUGCUGUGGAUGCUAACAUGAAUACUCUCCGGGUUUGGGGAGGAGGAAUAUAUGAGCAAGAUGAAUUCUAUCGACUCUGUGAUGAACUGGGAAUAAUGGUAUGGCAGGAUUUUAUGUUUGCCUGUGCUCUUUAUCCGACUGAUCAGGGCUUCCUGGAUUCAGUGAGAACAGAAGUUGCUCACCAGAUCAGGAGACUGAAAUCUCAUCCUUCCAUCAUCAUAUGGGGUGGAAAUAAUGAAAAUGAAGCAGCGCUGAUGAUGAAUUGGUUUAAUAUACACACCAGUGAGCUGCAUACCUACAUCAAUGACUAUGUGGUUCUGUAUGUGAAAAAUAUUCGACAGAUUGUUUUGGCAAGAGACAAGACUCGUCCUUUUAUCAUAUCCAGUCCUACAAAUGGGGCCGAAUCUAUUGAAGAAGGCUGGCUGUCUGCCAACCCCUAUGACAAGAAUUUUGGUGACGUACAUUUUUAUGACUAUAGCAAUGAUUGCUGGAAUUGGAAAAUUUUCCCCAAAGCUCGAUUUGUAUCUGAAUAUGGAUAUCAGUCCUGGCCUUCCUUCAGUACAUUAGAAAAGGUUUCAUCUGAAAAGGACUGGUCUUACAACAGCGAAUUUUCACUUCAUCGACAACAUCAUGCAGGUGGAAAUAAUGAAAUGCUGCUUCAGAUUGGAUUUCAUUUCAAACUCCCAAAAAACACAGAUCCAUUACAGACAUUCAAAGAUACCAUUUACCUUACUCAGGUGAUGCAGGCGCAGUGUGUCAAAAUAGAGACUGAAUUCUACCGCCGCAGUCGCAGCGAGAUAGUGGAUGGAAAAGGACACACCAUGGGCGCACUUUAUUGGCAGCUGAAUGAUAUCUGGCAGGCUCCCUCCUGGGCUUCCCUAGAAUAUGGAGGAAAGUGGAAAAUGCUUCAUUACUUUGCUCGACAUUUCUUCGCUCCACUGUUGCCAGUGGGAUUUGAGGAUCAAGAUGCGUUUUUCAUCUAUGGUGUGUCAGACCUUCACUCUGACUGUAAAGCGACGCUCACUGUGAGAGUCCACACGUGGAAUUCCCUGGAGCCCUUGUGCUCCUCUGAGACCGAGCGUUUUGUCAUGGAAGCAGGGAAGGCCAUUCUCCUAUACAAGGAGCAGGUGCCUGCAUUGUUGGGGCGUUGUGGGAACUGUACCCGGCAAAGCUGUGUGGUUUCCUUUUACCUUUCAACGGACAACCAACUUGUGAGCCCAACCAACCAUCACUUCCUGUCUUCGCUGAAUGAGACCGUGGGGCUCCAGAAGGCACACAUCACCGCCAACAUCUCCCAGCAAGGUGACACAUUUGUGUUUGAUCUGGAAACCUCGGCUGUCGCUCCCUUUGUUUGGUUAGAUGUAGGAAGCAUCCCCGGGAGAUUCAGUGACAAUGGUUUCCUCAUGACUGAAAAGACACGGACUAUAUUAUUUUACCCUUGGAAACCCACCAGCAAGAGUGAAUUGGAGCAAUCUUUUCACGUGACUUCCCUGACUGAUACUUACUGA